AUGGCCCAGCGCCGGCUCCUCGAACACCGCCUGCAGCACGAGCCGCCGCCACGCCGACCGGCUUCCGACGAUGCAGCUGACGAGCUCGCGCUGGAACAGGUCGAGGUACGCACCGACUCCAUGGCCGAGCUCGCCGCCGCUGGCCUUCGCGGGCGGGAAGUGCGAGAGCGUCAACGGCGCGGUGAAUGUCACGACCGGUGUGCUCGGCGCCGCGCGGGGUGCGGAGGCGACGCCAUCACAGCGCCGGCCCGUGUUGUUGCAGUUGUGGCACGUCGGCCAGGUCUCAUCGCAGCGAACUUUGCGGAUCCUGGCGAGAAACUUGCAGGUCCGGCAGCCGAGUUUCGUCCACUUGUACGGCCUCCUCGUCAAUUGCCGUGCCCGCGUCGAUGCGUCUACUGUCUGCUCGGAGCUCAUCUUUUCCGCUCUCUCCCUCCCAUUGACCAAGGUAAUCCGCCAUGUACAAGUACAUGA
Purpureocillium lilacinum is the source of this 471-nucleotide messenger RNA. Lineage: Eukaryota; Fungi; Ascomycota; Sordariomycetes; Hypocreales; Ophiocordycipitaceae. The record is from RefSeq and is a predicted model, not a curated record.